AUGUCUUACUGGAUCUGCUGCAACUCCUGCUUCCUUUCGCCCAGCGCUGACAGAAAACUAGCUGUCACCACCUGUGGCCAUGUCAUCUGCAGUGUCUGUUUUCAGAAAGGCAAACCAGGCAAGUGUUUAAUAUGCAGUGCCAAAUGCCAAGUAUCACCACUCUCCGACCAAAGCAGCUCAGAGGUGAAGGCCCUGUUUUUGGACAUCAACGUUGUUGCAACCAAACACUUAACGGAAAUCAGCAAAGUUAUAAUGUUCCAGGCAAGACAUCAGAAGAGACUGUUGACUUACUACCAGCAAAGGAAUGGGAAACUCGAGGAGGCAUUUGUCAAGAUGAAGCAAGAAAUGCAGCAGAUGGCAAAGAAGCUGAAUGAACAGAGCAACUACAUCACUAAGCUGGAAAACUCUCUACAGCAUCAGAGUGCCAAAGUUUCAUCAGUGCCUCAGAUGAGCCACAGUUCCCAUACUCCACAUGGGCAUAAAUCAGUCCUACAGAUCCCCUAUAACUCCCCCGUGUCCCUCUCCAGACGCUCCUCAACCACUAAUAUCGCUGAAAACAUGGACGUGGAUGAAAGGAGUCUGUUCAGGAAACCCAACACUGUCCCCAGAAUGUCGUUAAUUAGUCCUCCACAAGAUGGACGGAUGGGCACCGUCCUUAACAGAUCGUCCAAACAGAACAUGAUGGUCAACCAUUCAGCUCGCUCAGCUACUGUCAGUCGUUUCCAAGGAUCUCCGCUGACCCCUGAUGUGUCAUACAGCCAGACGUCUGCAUGGAAGUCUCCCAUCUUCAAACCCUCCUUCAGACACUCCAUGUCCUCCCUGGUCUGCCCUCCUCCUUAG
Molecule: messenger RNA, 840 nt
Organism: Epinephelus moara (kelp grouper)
Lineage: Eukaryota; Metazoa; Chordata; Actinopteri; Perciformes; Serranidae
Product: probable E3 SUMO-protein ligase RNF212
Exons: 12
Coding region: 1-840 (279 amino acids)
Biological process (GO): protein sumoylation; homologous chromosome pairing at meiosis; reciprocal meiotic recombination
Cellular component (GO): synaptonemal complex
Molecular function (GO): SUMO transferase activity
Source: RefSeq, a predicted model, not a curated record